Molecule: messenger RNA, 1062 nt
Organism: Kluyveromyces marxianus DMKU3-1042
Lineage: Eukaryota; Fungi; Ascomycota; Saccharomycetes; Saccharomycetales; Saccharomycetaceae
Gene: DUS4
Product: tRNA dihydrouridine synthase
Exons: 1
Coding region: 1-1062 (353 amino acids)
Biological process (GO): tRNA processing
Molecular function (GO): flavin adenine dinucleotide binding; tRNA dihydrouridine synthase activity
Source: RefSeq, a predicted model, not a curated record
AUGAUGUCUUCAUGUUCAGUACGUAUUCCGCCACCUAAAGAGCUAUCCAAAAGUAAUGAUCCUUUGCAUAUUAUAAAAUCCAGACUAGAGACUCAUAACAGACCGGCUACCAUUGCGGGUCCCAUGGUUCGCUACUCGAAACUUGCAUUCAGACAAACUUGCCGUCAUUAUGAUGUUGACAUAGUGUAUACUCCAAUGAUCUUAGCGAGAGAGUUUGUUAGAAACGGCCAUGCCAGAAUGGCAGAUUUCACAACGUGCAGAGACGAUACACCGUUAAUCGUUCAGGUGGGUGUGAAUAACGUUGCAGAUCUUCUCAAAUUCACUGAGAUGGUAUACCCGUACUGUGACGGUAUCGGUAUUAACUGUGGAUGUCCGAUCCGUGAACAAGUGAGGGAAGGCAUUGGCUCUGCAUUAAUAUACAAUGGAGAAUUGUUGUGUAACAUGGUCAAAGCUGUGAAGGAAAAAUACGGUGACAAGGUUAGACUAGAGACGAAAAUUAGAAUACACGACAACAUUGCAGAAACUGUCACGCUCUGUAAUAACUUAUGCGAAGCUGGAGUAGAUUGGAUUACAGUUCAUGGCAGGACCAGAACUACGCGUUCAUCUGUUCCUGUAAAUUUAGAUGCCAUCAAAUACAUCAAAGAGAACAUUAAGAAUAAAGAGGUUCCACUGGUUGCAAACGGUGACUGUUUCAGUCUGGAGGAUUUCCAGCAUAUCCACGAGUACACAAACGUAGAAGGGGUGAUGGCUGUGCGGGGAUUGCUAGCCAAUCCUGCACUUUUCGCUGGUCACGAAAAAUGCCCAUGGGGCACAAUAGAGCUCUUUUUCCAUUACGCCAUGGAGUUCGGCGGACUACCAUACCAACUCCUACAACAUCACCUAUACACUAUGAUGGAGAACAUGGGCAUAGAGAAACCAAUGUUGAAAGAACUAAUGGAGAUUAAAAACCUAGCACACCUUGUGGACUGGCUUGAUGACAAUUUCGACUUCAAGCGCAAGGGCGACCCUGGAUUCGCAGAAGCAGUCGAUAUUCCAUUCAGAAGUUCUCAACCCAAGAUAUAG